Messenger RNA from Cylindrotheca closterium, 1110 nucleotides. NCBI's taxonomy places the organism in Eukaryota, Bacillariophyta, Bacillariophyceae, Bacillariales, Bacillariaceae. The record is from the annotation of a GenBank genome assembly.
AUGACUGGAAACAAGCCUAGUAGCAGGCCUGUGGAUCGGUAUUAUUCCAAAGUGUGCUGCUGUUUGGUUGGAAUCCUUCUUAUUUCUUCUGCAAAUCUUUUCUUUUUCCUGGAACACAACAAACAUUUGAAUGGUACUACUAGUGAGGGAGGAGCCGUCUCUGAAGGUCCCAGCACUCACAUGAUAGACCAUGGGAAAACAAAACGGUGGAAUCGAGCCAUGGUCGAAGCCAAGGAAAUGCUGGCAGCUCAUGGAGAAGAGGCGGAAUGUUUGCAUCCCAAGGUGCAAGAGAGCAAGAAAUUGUUGAAGCAGUUCCAAGGCAAUCGACGACCUUCCAAGCCUUAUUUGAAUAUGGGAUUCCCCAAAUGCGGAAGCUCGACUCUCUUUGAUUUCUUUGCAUGUCUGGGAUAUCGAGCGACCCAUUUUACCAACAAUUCGCUGGCGGGGGAUUUUGAAGGCAUUUGCAUGCGUGACGCCGUGGCCAAUGGCUUACGACCACUUGAGACGUGUGCACGAGGGGUGGAUGCCAUUCUACAAAUGGAUGUGGAAUAUCCCUUGGGGAUUGACGGAUACUUUCACAAGCCAUUUCGAGACGAAUGUUUCUUUCCCCAAUUUUCAUUGUUGGAAGAACUCCAUCAAGAGGCACCGGCAUCCACAUUUUUACUGACUUUUCGACCUAUUCAUGAUUGGAUCACGUCCAUCUCGGGUUGGGGUUCCACAGUCAUGUUGAAUCGCUUCCAGUUGUGCGACUUUCCAAACUUGCCACGAGGCAUCCCAACUGACUUGGGAAACAAGACCCAAGUUGUUGGUCAAAUGACGGAAUUUUGGUGCAGCCAUGUCCAACAUGUACGGAAUUUUGUCAAGGAAUAUCCUUCCCAUACACUGAUUGAAACGAGUUUGUACGAUAAUUUGCAAUCCGCUCAAAUCAUGUACGGUUUGUUCCCCACCAAAGUUGAUGCCAAUAAUACUUCGGAGCCAAUAACUACCGAACUUUCCAAUGGCUGUUGGGGACAUUCCAAUGAGAAUCGACCAAAGCAAUGGUUAAGGAGAAGAAAGGGAAAACAAGGAAGGAAUUGGCUUCAGAAGGAGCAACAAAGACAGCAGGAGUAG